Messenger RNA from Oryzias latipes (Japanese medaka), 4475 nucleotides. RefSeq names its product zinc metalloproteinase-disintegrin-like atrase-A. Gene Ontology annotation, molecular function: metalloendopeptidase activity; cell adhesion molecule binding. Lineage: Eukaryota; Metazoa; Chordata; Actinopteri; Beloniformes; Adrianichthyidae. Gene Ontology annotation, biological process: positive regulation of cellular extravasation; inflammatory response; proteolysis. The record is from RefSeq and is a predicted model, not a curated record.
GAAUAUUUAAAUGCCUCUUUUGUUUGCUAAAUUGUUGCGAGCAUAAAAUGCUCUGCGCCACAAACUUCAUAACAGAACUUCUGAAGUUUUUAUUUUGAAAUUCCUCUGUCACGUGCUACGUCUCCUCGCGGUCAUGACCGUUUUCUUUCCGUGAAAUCGUGAGUCACGGAGGCGGGGCCUCAGCGGCGGAUUCCCGGCUCGGUUUGGCUCCGCCAGAGAACGAGCCGCGCGCCGUCAUGAUGGGAAAGGUGUUGCCGCUGUGUUUUCUCUUCGCCUGCCUCGUGCACGGCGGGCUGUUGCUUUCUCACGUUCAGCAUUACGAGGUGGUCCGACCUCAGCGACGUCACGACAGACACAGGAGGAGCCUGCAGGAUGGUCAGAGUUAUCCAGAUACAGUUCAAUAUGAUCUGACAAUCGAAGGGAGAAACCGGACUAUUCAUCUGGAAAAGAAUUGGAAUCUUAUUGGGAGAAACUACACUGAAACAUUCUAUACAGAGGAUGGAAAAAGGGUCACAACAGCACCAAAUAAGGAGCACUGCUUCUACCACGGACACAUACAAGGCGAGGAAGACUCCUCUGUGAGCGUGCAGAUAUGUUCCGGCAUCAGCGGCUUCCUGAGAGCGCAGCAGCAGCUGUUCCUGAUCGAGCCUCUUGGACAGACGAUGGAGGAGGACCAUGCAGUUUACAGAAGUGAGCAGCUCAAGCGUAGCUCUGGCCAGCACUCUACCUGUGGCCUCAAAAGAUCUGCAGAGGACAGAAAGCAGCAGGGCCCGCAGCCUGCAGCCCUCUUCAUGUCCAGAUCACGGAGAUCAAAAUCCGUCCCAGAUCCACAAAAGUUUGUUGAACUCGUCGUGGUUGCGGACAACGCUGAGUACAGUCGACAUGGAAAAGAGACUCGACAACGGAUUCUUUUAGCAGUGAAUCAUGUUGAUAAGCUGUACCGACGCCUAAACAUUCGGAUUGUGUUGGUGGGCCUGGAGAUUUGGUCCUAUAGAGACCUCAUCAACGUGGAUCUGAAAGCAGGGACUACUCUGGACAACUUCCUGUCAUGGCGUCAGUCCGACCUCCUCCUGAGAGUGCAACACGACAACGCCCAGUUUGUGACGGGGACGGACUUUGAAACGGACACCGUGGGACUGGCCAACAAGUUUGCUAUGUGCACCCCAAACUCUGGUGCUGUUAACCAGGACCACCAUGAAAACCUGAUAGGCCUCGCCUCCACCAUCGCUCAUGAAAUGGGACACAACUUCGGCUUGUCCCACGAUGAAGACGGAUGUCUGUGUGGUUCCGAUGACAGCAGCACGGACUGUGUGAUGACAGAAAAGAUCAAAAAUGGGCUUUUUCCAGAGUUUUUCAGCAGCUGCAGUUUAAGGCAGCUGGAUGAAUUCAUGCUGCGAGCUCAGCCUAGCUGCUUGGAACUACCUGGCUCCGGCUCCGUCAAGAGCAUCGCUUUGGGCCCCCGCUGUGGUGACGCCAUACUAGACGCCGGAGAGGAGUGUGACUGUGGCACUUCAGAGGAAUGUAACAAUGCUUGCUGCGAGGCAUCAACAUGUCGGCUCACUGCAGGAUCCCAGUGUGCUCACGGACAGUGCUGUGAGAACUGUCAGUUCAAAGUGACGGGCAGCGUGUGCAGGAAGCCAGCGAGCGAGUGCGACCUGCCUGAGUACUGCACAGGAGACUCCCAGGACUGUCCUGAAGAUGCUUUUGAGAUGAACGGCAAACCCUGCUACACACAGACGCAGGGCUUCUGCUUCGACGGCCGCUGCCCCACACGAGAGCACCACUGCUGGAGGCUGUUUGGGGAAGGUGCCAAAGUGGGACCUGAUCUGUGUUUUAACUCCAAUAAAAAGGGGGAAGAUGGUGCCAACUGUGGAAGGGACAGAUCCGGCCCUAUUCCCUGUUCUGCAGGAAAUGUCAAGUGUGGCUCGAUGUUUUGUGUGAACGGAGGUGACUCCAUCACAGGCAAACUGGCCGUCUACAAUGUGUUCCGCUUCAAUUUAGAGUGUAGAGCCGCCGUGGAAGACGACCGGAGCAGAAACCUGGACAUGGUACCAAAUGGAGCCACAUGUGGACCAAAAAAGAUUUGCUUGAAUCAUCGAUGUGAGGACAUCUCCGUUUAUGAAAACAGGGAAGAUUGUGCAAAGAAAUGCAACAACAAUGGGGUGUGUAAUCACAAGAACCAGUGCCACUGUGAUCCUGGCUGGGCGCCACCUUACUGUGACAUUCGAUAUGCAGAUCUACCUCAAGGUCACACUGUGGUAGUCGCCGGUGUGUGCGCAGCGCUGUCCGCUCUGCUGGUGGUCUCGGUGCUGGCGGUCGGGCUGUGGUGCCGUAAGAGGACACUCAUGGACAGCCACACCAGAAAAAGGAAAGCUCCUUCCAAGCUGACCCCGACAUUCCAGGGAGGAGCCCGCCCUCAGAUCAGUCAGCCCACUCUGAUGGCGUCCACAGCCACGCAGGCCCACAGUCCUCUGGUUGGAGCUGUGACUCCCAGCAGAGCUGCUCCACAGCCUCCCAAGAAAGUGUCUUCAGUUCCGUCUAGCUCUGAAACUGAAGCGACCAAACCUCAGCCUCCAUCCAAGCCUUUACCACACCUGACCAAAACACUGCACAAAGGAGCCAAACCAAAUCCUCCACCUGUUCCUCCGGUCAAGCCCAGGCCUCCUGCAGCAGGCAACAUGAGACCCACUUUUAGUCCUCCUCAGCUUCCAGCGAUGUCCAGACUGCAAAGCUUCACCUGACAUUCACGUUCACAUAACGGGGACAGGAGGUGGACAGGAGGAAUCCAGCAGGAAGUUUACAGAGCGGACACGUUUACUUUUUAACGACGCCGUGCGGAUGAACGCUGCACCACAGACAGAUGGGCAGCUGCGCAGCUACUGCUGGACAGAGACUGGAAGUGAAAUAUUUUGACAUUUAAAGACGUUUCUCUUUUUCAGUUUGAACAAACUUGUUAGUGGGAAGAUCCAGCUCAGGUUCUGCAGUUACCCAUCUUUGAAUUUUGGUAAAUUCCUAAACAAAACAAACGUUUAUAUAUUUUAUGUUAACUUAUAAGAGUCAAAAACGACUGGAGAUGCACACAAAGCAGCCAAAUAUAAUAAUAAUAAUAAUAAUAAUCAACUGCUGGAUAUAUAAACACCACAAGAUUCAUUUGAUCGGCAGUGUGAUCAGUGGGUUUUUAAAACAGCAGCUGGUUUGGGGGAUUUUAUAUUUAUGCUUUUAGGUUUUUAUGUCUUACUGAUUUUAGUGUUUAUCCAUGCAGUCAAAACCACAAAUUUAGUCAGAAAAGACAUUUAUUUAUUUAUUCCUGCUGCUAAAAAGAUUUGCAGCUUCAAGUUGUAAUACUUAAGACAACUUGAAACAUGUUUUAAAAACAGAUCAAAUCCUGACUGUUGAUCAGAUUAGAAUAUAAAAGCAAUUUCUUGCACAUUUUUAUUGAAUUACUGGUUGGGAAUUUGACCAAAAUGUUCUGUGCUCGUUCCUGUCUUGUUGCUUCAGGAUUUCCUUUGCAGAUUCUAAGAGCGUCUUGGUGAUUUUGAUUGAUUGGAUUGACUUUGGUGAGUCAACUUUGAAUACAAAGCCAACUGCUUUGCAUUUAAAGUUCCACUCCUAUCAUCUUUUGAUCAAUUUUCAAAAUGUUCCCAGUGCUCUUUUAAUUAUCAUUAUGCUGUUUUUCGACAAAUAAAGAAAAAAACCUGUUGUUUGAUGGACAUAGUUUCUGCAGAGCAGCAGGAGUUCAUUAGAAAUUCACCUCUGAGUUGUGGGCGGGACUGUUGGUGUAGAGCAAGUCCACCCCCCUUCCCCUUCCCACAAAUACUCAGAAAUGCUAUUUUAAUCCUAUUAUAUUUUAGAAUUCCUCCAUCAACACAAAAAUGCCAUUUGAACACGCUAAAACACCAAAAACAUGACUUUGGUCGGCGCGGAUAUUUAAACGUAACAAUGAGGAGGAGGCGGCUGUGCUUCAUCGUUUGGGUUUUAUUGUAACUAAAGUUUGAAAGAAGCUUCUUCAAUGACUGUCCAGAUUUGAAAAACAGAAACAUUGUUAUUUAGGAAAUUCUGAAAACCUUUGAAGUGUUCAAAAUGUCCUUGAGUCCCAUCCAAAUUCCCUUUUAUACAGUCAGUAUUUAUUGUUUUAUACUUAAAAAUCUCUGAAUUGCUCUUUCAGAAGGCCUGUGUGUUCACAGACUUCAUGACAUGGGCUCCUGUGUUCAGUCUUGGGGGGUCUGAAGAAGCUUUUUUGUUGAAGCACUGAUCUCUUGGACGGCAGAUAUUCACUAAUAUUUGCUCUUUUUUUGUUUCGGAAAUGUCAAAUGGGAUUUGACUUUGUAAAGAUUGUUUAAAGACUGAAUGAAUGUAAAAACGGGGACAACGAAGAGUUUCUUUACUGGGAAUUGUGGGAUUUGUUUUUUUAUAAGCAGUUUACACAACUUCCAUCUUCUGCUCAGUCUGAAUAAAGGUGAAAGAUCCUCCCCUCA